This is a messenger RNA of Clunio marinus, 198 nucleotides long. Lineage: Eukaryota; Metazoa; Arthropoda; Insecta; Diptera; Chironomidae. The record is from the annotation of a GenBank genome assembly.
AUGUUUCAUUUUUUUUUGCUCAUCAAAAUUGUUUCAUUUUUAGCUAAUUUUUCUUUGGAUUAUGUGACGUUCCAAUAUCUUUGCUUUAAUCAUGAAACAAUUCAGUUAGAAGCAAUAUCGAGAACAAUCGACCUUAUAAUGCCCAUGACUAUGGUCGAUUUUCACGAGAACAAGAAUUUUAAUCUUAAAUUUCGCUAA